CUAACUUAUAAUAUCACUUUCAAAAAUCUUAUAACUCCCAUAAUUUUUGUUUUUAUAGACACAAACAUGAAUAUUUUCCUUCUGCUGUGUGUCAUCCUACUUGCAGGUUUUGAAGCUGAAGCAUUAUCCUAUGAUCAUAGUGCCAGCAUUGAAUGUUUGGCACACCCGCAAAAGCCUCAGUAUAAUGGUGGAAUCAUUAAAAAUCCAGAACUGAAUGAUGGACUACAAGGAUGGACAGCAUUUGGGAAUGCAAGAAUAGAACAUAGAGAAUCAUUGGGUAACAAAUAUGUGGUAGCCAAUAACAGAAAUCAACCACAUGAUAGUGUCGCACAGAAAAUUUACCUACAAAAUGGAUUGCAUUAUUCUUUAUCAGCUUGGAUACAAGUGAGUGAGGCGAAUGUCCUGGUAACAGCAAUGGUCAAAACAACUGAAGGAUUUAAAUUUGGUGGUGCCAUUUAUGCUGAGCCGAAUUGUUGGUCUAUGCUUAAGGGUGGUCUCACAGCGGACGCAACAGAAGUAGCUGAGCUCUAUUUUGAGAGCAAUAAUACUUCUGUUGAAAUUUGGAUCGACAACAUUUCCUUGCAACCUUUCACAAAAAAACAAUGGACGUCUCAUCAAGAACAAAAUAUUGAAAAGACCCGCAAGAAGAACGUAGUAGUACAAGCACUUGAUGAACAAGGACGCCCUUUACCAAAUGCAAGAAUAUCUAUUACGAUGAAGAGGUAUGGUUUUCCAUUUGGAAGUGCCAUGAACAAAUACAUCCUGAGCAAUACUGCAUAUCAUUAUUGGUUCGCAUCUAGGUUCACGGUAACCGCAUUUGAAAAUGAAAUGAAGUGGUACACGAAUGAAUAUACACAAGGCAAGGAUAACUACUUUGAAGCCGAUGUGAUGCUACGGUAUGCAAAAAAACACGGUAUUGCUGUUAGAGGCCACAAUAUAUUUUGGGAGGAUCCUCAAUACCAACCUUCUUGGGUACCUUCGCUCUCAGCAGACCAACUUAACAAUGCAGUCGAAAAGAGGAUAAAUUCUGUUGUGUCAAGAUACAAGGACCAGCUAAUUGGUUGGGAUGUUAUUAAUGAAAAUCUGCAUUCCUCAUUCUUUGAAAGUAAACUAGGACAAAAUUUUACAUCGAGGAUGUUUAAUGAAGUUCACAACGUUGAUGGAAACACCACUUUGUUCAUGAAUGAUUAUAAUACUAUUGAGGAUAGUAGAGAUGGUUUAUCAACCCCGCCAAAAUAUAUCCAGAAGAUAAGAGAGAUCCAAAGUUGGAAUAAGCAAUUGCCUCUUGGAAUUGGACUCGAGUCUCAUUUUCCUAAUUUUCCUCCUAACUUGCCUUACAUGAGAGCCUCCCUUGAUAUCCUUGCUGCCACUGGUUUGCCAAUAUGGAUCACUGAAUUAGAUGUUGCAAGCCAGCCAAAUCAGGCAGGGUACUUAGAGCAAGUUCUUAGAGAGGCACACUCUCACCCAGGGAUUCGAGGCAUUGUAAUGUGGACAGCAUGGUCGCCACAAGGUUGUUUUAGAAUGUGCUUGACAGAUAACAAUUUCAAGAAUUUACCUACAGGCGAUGUUGUCGACAAACUGAUUUAUGAGUGGGGGAGAAAAAUAUUAUCAGGGACAACAGACAAAAAUGGGUUCCUUAAGGCCUCCCUUUUUCACGGCGACUACAAAAUGGAAAUUAGUCACUCUGCAAAGAAGAAUUAUACUUUCACUCAUCAGUUACAAGUGCUUUCAAAAGACAAGUCCAAGAAAACAACCCAAUUUAUACAAAUUUCUAUUUAGUUAUUUGCUUCUACAUGGUAAACUUGUUGCUAUGAUGGUGAUGUUUUAUGUUCUAUUUUGUGAUAUUUCAGCUCUGUCAUUACUAUAUCUGCGGGAUUUUCUACAUUUUUAGUUUAUUUUAUUGGUAUCGUCUUUUGUACGCAUUUGUACCGGUAUAAUGGAAAUGAAGGCAGUUUCAACUUAAUUUGAUCUGGCAGUUUAUUUUGUUGGUCUUAUGUCUAUAGUGUGAGCUGAACAUUUGUACCAGUAUAAUGGAAAUUAUGCUUUUGUGAGCAGAUUUAA
Messenger RNA from Medicago truncatula (barrel medic), 2061 nucleotides. Its product is annotated as endo-1,4-beta-xylanase 5. The record is from RefSeq and is a predicted model, not a curated record. Gene Ontology annotation, molecular function: hydrolase activity, hydrolyzing O-glycosyl compounds. Gene Ontology annotation, biological process: carbohydrate metabolic process. Bases 67 to 1779 code for a protein of 570 amino acids. NCBI's taxonomy places the organism in Eukaryota, Viridiplantae, Streptophyta, Magnoliopsida, Fabales, Fabaceae. The transcript is spliced from 7 exons.